AAUUCUUUGACUGGCAAUUUUAGGAAACGCAGCCAUUUUUUUUCGAAAAUGCAAGCUAUUGGAAUGAUGAUGACGAAAUCACACAGAUUGGCUAGGGUUUUGAAGAACCCAUGGCGGAGUGUCUUCAGCUCAGGCGAACGACUCAACUAUUCUCCGGCUGAGGAAUUAGCGACUCAAAAUGUUUUCGAAUGCAGCCUCUCCCUUUCUCUGCGUCGCAGUUUUCACUCAUCCUCGUUGUUCUCCGGGAAUGUCCACGGAAAUUCGUCAGUGGUUGGAUUCAAUCAUCAACAAGAUAUAAUGCAGAUUCCGCCAUCAUCAGUAAUGGUGACACAGAUUAGAUUGUCUUCUUCAGAAGCAACAGCGGCUGAAGCUGAUCCUGCAGACGCAGAGACAGCGAAGGGAGUGUAUGAUAAGCUGCUGGACUGUGUGGUAAAGAAACGAAGUGCACCUCCAAAUGCUUGGUUGUGGUCACUCAUUGCUCAAUGUUCUACUCGUGAAGAUAUUAAGCUCCUAUUCGAUAUUUUGCAGAAACUUCGUACAUUUAGACUCUCCAAUCUUCGGAUACCCGAUGAUUUUAACAGUGCACUUUGUAGGGAAGUUACAAAGGCCUGUGUUCGUGCAGGAACCAUUGACUUAGGUAAGAAGGCUCUGUGGAAGCAUAAUUUAUUGGGACUGACUCCUGACAUUGGAUCUGCCCAUCAACUGCUGUUACACGCUAAACAACAUAAUGAUGUCAAACUCACGGUCGAAAUAAUGGAACUAGUGAAGGAGAAUGAUUUACCUUUGCAACCUGGCACUGCCGAUAUACUUUUCAGCAUUUGUUCUAGCGCAAACAGAUGGGAUUUGAUAUCCAAAUAUGGGAAAAGGUUUGUGAAGUCUGGAGUAAAACUUAGACAGACUUCCUUUGCCUUGUGGAUGGAAUUUGCUGCCAAAAAAGGAGAUGUUGAGUCAUUAUGGAAGAUUGAGAACUGGAGAUCCGAAGCUACGAAGGAGCAUAAUGUCUCUACUGGGUUUGCUUGUGCUAAGGGUUUCCUUCUCGAGCAUAAGCCUGAAAGUGCUGCUGCAAUCAUUCAACUACUAUAUCAGACUUUACCUGAUGGAAGAAGGACAAGUAUUACGGCCGAACUUCAAAAGCUCGUGAGUGAGUGGCCUUUGGAUGUCGUAAAGCAUCAAAAAGAGGAUAAAAGAGAGGCAUAUGCUGCAGCAUUACAAAAAGAUAUCUCUGCGCUAAUCAAUGCUUUACCAAGCUUGGGUGUGGAAGCAAAUGUAACCAUGCAAUAGUUUACUGGAUAAUAACCGGUUUUGUCUUGGAUAAAGCGGAAGAAGCACGUUACGCUUAGUGCUGUUAGACCGACCCUACAAGUAUUACUCUCUCCUCGCAUGCUGUGGGAGUUGUGAGAACACACCCCAAAUUUUGGUCAGAAUUCACAAUCUUAACAAUCCAAAAGUUCUACUUUCCGUUUGCUCUUUCGUUGACUUUUAGCAGUUCAAUGAAAAUUCAGCUGUUAUCUUCUUCUAUCUUGUUCCGCCCGAGUUCAUUCACGAGCCUACGUAGUAGUCGUUUAAACAAAAAAUGGACUAGUGUAUUAUGAUCGAAACAUUUCCUUUUCGUUAUUUAUUAUUAUAUAUUUUUAAU
Erythranthe guttata (spotted monkey flower) is the source of this 1636-nucleotide messenger RNA. RefSeq lists its product as uncharacterized. Gene Ontology annotation, molecular function: protein binding. The record is from RefSeq and is a predicted model, not a curated record. NCBI's taxonomy places the organism in Eukaryota, Viridiplantae, Streptophyta, Magnoliopsida, Lamiales, Phrymaceae.